Messenger RNA from Copidosoma floridanum, 1158 nucleotides. RefSeq names its product titin-like. NCBI's taxonomy places the organism in Eukaryota, Metazoa, Arthropoda, Insecta, Hymenoptera, Encyrtidae. The record is from RefSeq and is a predicted model, not a curated record.
GUAUGGUUUAAAAAUGAUAAAAUGAUGCGGAACACAGACAAUAUUAAAAUUAAAAUCGAUGAUCGGGAAUUCAAAACAUCAUUAGUCAUAAAAGAAGCUACUCAUGAAGAUUCUGCUACAUACAUUUGCAAAGCUACGAGUGAUAUAGGUUUAGCUACAACUAAAGCCCAAUUACAAGUGACAGAUGCUACAGGAGAACGACCAACAUUAAUUGAAGAUGAAAAAGAAAAAGUGUCCGAAAAAGUGCCCAAAAAGAAAAAACCAGAAUUGAAAAAGUCUAAGGAAGUUCGAGAAAAAAUAAAAAUGGAACAAGCAAAAAAACAGACGGAUAAAAAAACUGUUACUAAAGAGGAAUUAGUCUUGAAAGAUACAUCACAAGAAAUGGAAGCUAUACAUGUUCAAGAUACUCAGUUAUUGGAAACUGUAGAAUUGGUAGAAGAGGAAGCUACGAAGCUAUCGAGAGGCCAGAUGGUAGUUCCAACGCAUGAAGCGAUAACAGUAGAAGUGACAUCAAGUAUGAAAAAAACUGAUCAUGAACCACAAGACCUAACUCGGGAUCAGGCCCAAGUAACAUCUGAAACAUUAGAAUCUGUAUCGGAAAUUUAUACAGAAACUGAUUUGCGGGAAACUAGAAAGAAAAAGAAAAAGCCUGAAAAAAUAAAAGUAACUCAAAAAGAACUUUUGAGUAAAGUCGACGUAAGACUAAUUAUAGAAGGACAACAGGAGAGUAUUGCUCAGGAAGUGGAAGAAAUCAUGGAACUAUUUCAUGCAUCGGAAUUUGGACCAGCAGAACAACCUCUUCGUGAAUUAGCAACUAUUGGCUACUUAGUACGGCAAGGAGUUACAGUCCACGAAAUUAAUGAAAGCUUAUACAAAACGGACAAGUUUCCAGCAUUGAAAACUCCAGACGCACAAAAUGCUUUGGUGCAACUAGUUGAAAGACAAGGUCACGGACCAUUAAUUACUCAAGUUCUUACCGAAGAAACGACCACAGAUGAAAGUAUUGUUGCUGCAACAGUUGGAUUCAGAGCUUUUAUGAAAAUGGUAGAACUACAACAUGCGACUGUUGAAGAAGUCAUAACACAUUUUAAACCAGAAGAUUUCCGACCACGUGCAUGGGAAGUCGCAGAAGCAAUAGAGUACUACUUUUUAAACUGA